AUGCCUUGUGUUCAGCCUCCUGCAACAUCAAGAGCAGUGCUGAGUCCUGCAACAUCAAGAGCAGUCCUGGGUCCUGCAACAUCAAGAGCAGUCCUGGGUCCUGCAACAUCAAGAGCAGUCCUGGGUCCUGCAACAUCAAGAGCAGUCCUGGGUCCUGCAACAUCAAGAGCAGUCCUGGGUCCUGCAACAUCAAGAGCAGUCCUGGGUCCUGCAACAUCAAGAGCAGUCCUGGGUCCUGCAACAUCAAGAGCAGUCCUGGGUCCUGCAACAUCAAGAGCAGUCCUGGGUCCUGCAACAUCAAGAGCAGUGCUGGGUCCUGCAACAUCAAGAGCAGUCCUGGGUCCUGCAACAUCAAGAGCAGUCCUGGGUCCUGCAACAUCAAGAGCAGUCCUGGGUCCUGCAACAUCAAGAGCAGUCCUGGGUCCUGCAACAUCAAGAGCAGUCCUGGGUCCUGCAACAUCAAGAGCAGUCCUGGGUCCUGCAACAUCAAGAGCAGUCCUGGGUCCUGCAACAUCAAGAGCAGUGCUGGGUCCUGCAACAUCAAGAGCAGUGCUGGGUCCUGCAACAUCAAGAGCAGUGCUGGGUCCUGCAACAUCAAGAGCAGUGCUGGGUCCUGCAACAUCAAGAGCAGUGCUGGGUCCUGCAACAUCAAGAGCAGUGCUGAGUCCUGCAACAUCAAGAGCAGUGCUGGGUCCUGCAACAUCAAGAGCAGUGCUGAGUCCUGCAACAUCAAGAGCAGUGCUGGGUCCUGCAACAUCAAGAGCAGUCCUGGGUCCUGCAACAUCAAGAGCAGUGCUGGGUCCUGCAACAUCAAGAGCAGUCCUGGGUCCUGCAACAUCAAGAGCAGUGCUGGGUCCUGCAACAUCAAGAGCAGUGCUGGGUCCUGCAACAUCAAGAGCAGUGCUGGGUCCUGCAACAUCAAGAGGGAGAACGUCUGGAGUUGCAGGUCUACGAUCUUGA
Procambarus clarkii (red swamp crayfish) is the source of this 960-nucleotide messenger RNA. The record is from RefSeq and is a predicted model, not a curated record. NCBI's taxonomy places the organism in Eukaryota, Metazoa, Arthropoda, Malacostraca, Decapoda, Cambaridae.